AUGUCUUCGGAAAAGGAAGAACACCGUCUUUCAAUCGGUGCUCACGCCCGCGAUGAGGAACUUGCCGCCAGCACGGUCCCUGAAAAGUUUGCAGAGGAAGAUGUCCCUGCUGAGAAUGUCACAUACCAAGACAAUCCUAGCAAGCAGAGAAUCGUGAUCAUCCUGCUUGGAUUAGGCUUGUCUGUGUUUCUUGCUGCACUAGAUAUUACCAUCGUCUCAACCGCUCUCCCUGAGAUCGUCGCUCAUUUCCAUGCCUCCGACUCAGCAUAUUCAUGGAUCGCCUCCUCUUACUUACUAGCAAAUGCAGCAUGCGUCGGUCUAUGGGGCAGAUUGACGGGUCGCGCCCUGCAGGGCGUGGGUAGUGGUGGUAUCACCGUGAUGGCCAAUAUCUGUGUUUCAGAUCUCUUCGACGUGCAACGACGCGCUGCUUAUUUGGGCAUUUUUGGCGCCACAUGGGCCAUUGCAGGUGCAGUGGGACCUAUUAUUGGCGGUGCCUUUACAACCUAUGUGACUUGGAGAUGGUGCUUCUAUAUCAACUUACCCGUCGGCGGUAUUGCUUUUCUUUUCUUGAUGUUCUUCUUAAAGAUCGACACCACGAAGAAGAAUCUACUUGAUGGCCUAGCAGCUAUCGAUUGGAUUGGUGUGGGCCUCGUCAUCGCCGGAACAAUCCUGCUCCUUCUUGGACUAGAAUUCGGAGGUGAUCAGUUCGCAUGGUCUUCCGCAACAGUAAUCUGCCUCAUUGUCUUCGGAAUUAUUGCCUUGAUUCUCUUCGGGAUAUACGAACGCUUCCCAGCUUCCCCAAUAAUCCCGCUAGCAGUGUUCAGCAGCCGACAAAACGUCGCACUCCUUCUCAUCAACUUCUGUCACGGGGUGGUAUUCAUUGGAGGAUGUUUCUACCUUCCAGUUUACUUCCAAAACGUCCUACUGAAAAGCUCAAUAAUGAGUGGUGUCCUCCUUCUUCCCCUCGUCGGCGCUUUAGCCGUCUCUUCUGGCCUGGGAGGUUGGUACAUGCGCGCCACAGGCCGCUUCCGCGAGGUUAUCAUCUUCGGCAUGUUCUUCACAACCCUUGCCUAUGGACUCUAUCUGAAUCUUCAACCCUAUGCCUCCUGGUCACGUAUAGUUCUGUUCCAGAUGGUUGCAGGAUUGGGACUAGGUCCUAACUUCCAAGCAACGUUGAUUGCUCUUCAGGCGAAUGUAUCGCCUACGGAGAUGAGUCAGGCCACAGCUGCAUUUUCCCUUGUUCGACAAAUAGCCGCCUCCAUUUCUGUCGUCGUGGCUACUGUGAUCUAUAACUACGAGGUCGCGGCUAGAAAAGCUAAAUUGGUCGCGGCUUUAGGAUCGACUUUAGCUGCUGAGAUCGUUGCAGCGUCUACCUCUACUGCGAGCCUUACUCGAGGCUUGCCGGAUGAUGAACAGGAUGUUAUCUUCGAAGUCAUCACUAAGGGUCUCUGGUAUGUUUGGUUGUUCUUUCUUUGCGUAUCUGCAUUUGGGCUGGUUCUUGCUUGUACAUUGCGAAAUUUGCACAAAGCACAAUCUUGA
Molecule: messenger RNA, 1539 nt
Organism: Penicillium malachiteum
Lineage: Eukaryota; Fungi; Ascomycota; Eurotiomycetes; Eurotiales; Aspergillaceae
Product: efflux pump antibiotic resistance protein
Exons: 5
Coding region: 1-1539 (512 amino acids)
Biological process (GO): transmembrane transport
Molecular function (GO): transmembrane transporter activity
Source: RefSeq, a predicted model, not a curated record